Pseudophryne corroboree (corroboree frog) is the source of this 2835-nucleotide messenger RNA. RefSeq names its product 1-acylglycerol-3-phosphate O-acyltransferase 2 (gene AGPAT2). Lineage: Eukaryota; Metazoa; Chordata; Amphibia; Anura; Myobatrachidae. The transcript is spliced from 7 exons. Gene Ontology annotation, biological process: phosphatidic acid biosynthetic process. Bases 246 to 1073 code for a protein of 275 amino acids. The record is from RefSeq and is a predicted model, not a curated record. Gene Ontology annotation, cellular component: endoplasmic reticulum; membrane. Gene Ontology annotation, molecular function: 1-acylglycerol-3-phosphate O-acyltransferase activity.
CAGUCUCUGCCCCCUCCCUGUCUCAUUAGACUGACCCCUGGCCCUCUCCUCCCACUCCUCAUUGCUCUUCCGUGAUCACAGUUUGUUUUUUAUGACUUUUUAUUUUGUUUUGCAAGAAGAGGAGAGUCCCUGGUGCGGGGCAGCUGGUGCCCCCCCUCCCUGUGUGCCAGGACCCCAGCCCUGCCUGAGCUUCACCCUGCAGGCUACAGUCACCCCUUUUGGUGAUCCAGGUUCCGGGGUUCAGCAUGGACCCCGUGUGGCUGUUCUGGUGCGCCAUGAUAAUUCUCGCCCCUCUCCUCCUGAUGGGAAUUAGCAGCACCUUCAAGUUCCAUUUUAAAGUCUUCUCCUACUGCGUGUUAUGCCUCAUCCUGUCUGCGCUGGCAGUGCCCGUGUGCCUGUGGAAGAGUGGCGGAAGGUCGGUGGAGAAUAUGAUGGUAAUCCGGGCCUUUGUGCGGACCAUGAAGUACGUUUUCGGGCUGCGGUUUGAGGUGAAGGGCCUGGAGAACUUUCAGUUGGAUGGGCCCUGUGUCAUUAUAUCCAAUCACCAGAGUAUCCUGGACAUGAUGGGUCUGAUGGAGAUCCUGCCAGAACGCUGCGUGCAGAUCGCCAAGAAGGAGCUGCUGUUCGCUGGCUCGGUGGGAAUGGUCACCUACCUGGGAGGCGUCAUUUACAUCAACAGGAAGCGCACAAGCGAUGCCAAAACUGUCAUGGCGGAGGUGGCACGAGCCAUGAUAGAUGACAACUUAAAGGUUUGGGUGUAUCCCGAGGGGACUCGAAACAACAGCGGCGAUUUCCUUCCAUUCAAGAAGGGGGCAUUCCACCUCGCUCUGCAGGCAAAGGUUCCCAUUAUCCCUGUGGUGUAUUCCUCAUUCUCCAGCUUCUAUAACAGAGAGAAGAAUCUUUUCACAGGAGGAAAAAUAAAAGUAGAAAUCCUUCCAAAAAUAGACAUUUCAGGGCUGAAAGAAGAAGAUGUCUCCAAAUUGACUGAAAGAUGCUAUAAUGAGAUGCGGCAGAUCUUCUUCAGGCUCUCCGACAAGCCGUUCAACCCCAGCAACAAGAGCAUGGCCGACUAAUAGACCCACCCGUACGGCACACAGCAUUGUGAAUGAGCCCCAACCGCGCCGGUACUGCACUGUGAGACCUAACCCCCUGGACACACCACUGCGAGUGAGACCUACCCGUGCAGGACACACCACUGCGUGAGAGACCUACCCGUAUCGGGCAGAGCAGUGUAGCCAUACAGAACUCGUACACCCUCCCACUUCCGAUCAUGAGGUACCAAAGAUUUUCCAAGCUGCUAAUGUGUUUUAUACUGGAGAAACGUGGGACGUGCGUCUCUGUGUACUGUCCCAAUCUUUUUUUUUGGGGGGGGGAUUCCAUAAUUUGUGAGUUUAAAGUGUACAAAUCGCAACAUUCUGUCUACACUGGAAAACCGGGUUCACUGUGCAGAUAAUUAUCCUGGGGGACCCUGGGUAUUAAAGUGCUGCGUGUGCUAGAACCAAUGUUUAUUUUCAGUAUUUUAGGAUCGGCCAAAGAGUGACGUUUACCUGUUCUGAAGGCCCUGCCUGCUAGCACACAGACAUGCUCCGUCUGCCUGACGCACAGACAUGUUUCCGGUCUGCCUGACGCACAGACAUGCUCCGUCUGCCUGACGCACAGACAUGUUUCCGGUCUGCCUGACGCACAGACAUGCUCCGUCUGCCUGACGCACAGACAUGCUCCGUCUGCCUGACGCACAGACAUGCUCCGUCUGCCUGACGCACAGACAUGUUUCCGGUCUGCCUGACGCACAGACAUGCUCCGUCUGCCUGACGCACAGACAUGCUCCGUCUGCCUGACGCACAGACAUGCUCCGUCUGCCUGACGCACAGACAUGCUCAGUCUGCCUGACGCACAGACAUGCUCAGUCUGCCUGACGCACAGACAUGCUCAGUCUGCCUGACGCACAGACAUGUUUCCGGUCUGCCUGACGCACAGACAUGUUUCCGGUCUGCCUGACGCACAGACAUGCUCAGUCUGCCUGACGCACAGACAUGUUUCCGGUCUGCCUGACGCACAGACAUGUUUCCGGUCUGCCUGACGCACAGACAUGUUUCCGGUCUGCCUGACGCACAGACAUGUUUCCGGUCUGCCUGUCGCACAGACAUGCUCCGUCUGCCUGAUACGUCCCUGGCUCUGUGUUGUUGUUCUAAGCAAUAUGUUCUAGACGAAUCCUCAGCUAGUUAACCCCUGUAGGAGCACGGAGGGCGGAAGAGGUGUGGCUUCGCCUUCAUUGUUCCUGCAUAUUUCUGUGUAUAACAACGCGCGCUGUGUAGACUGCUGUGUUGUUCAAUCUUGGCUUCAGUAAUUUAUUGGUUUCUAAUUACAGUAUAAAAUACUGUAUAGGUAUUGGGGGGUAAUCUCAAUCACCCCUUAUAUUUUCUUUCUCCAACCGUUAGAGCGUAAUCUAUUGUAACAGCAGACAAUGGACGUCAGUAAGUCUGCAAAGUUUUCUGUUGUUUAUUAACAUAUAUAUUUUAUAUAUAGAUUUAUUGAAGAGAGUCAUUUUUAUAAGUUCAUUAUGCCAAAGUGUUAGAACAUUCCAAAGGGUUCGCAUUGUUCCUCUGUGUGUGUAACAACGGUACGCAAAUUAUGCCGGAGACAUUCCGUGCCGGGAAGAGGAGUCUGGGAGCAGAGACGAAAUCUAUUGGACCUGACUGGUGGCUGUAUGGGUUUUGGAAGGUUGCUGCCCGUAGAUACAUUACAGUGUUUGUUCCUAUGGCCGAUCAGAGAGGAUUAUGGGAUAAUGUGUAAUCAAACCGAAGUGCCUUAAUUAAAAACAAGCCAAGCAAUGUG